Messenger RNA from Culex pipiens pallens (northern house mosquito), 3014 nucleotides. Its product is annotated as CDK5 and ABL1 enzyme substrate 2. The coding region runs from base 638 to 2395 and encodes 585 amino acids. Gene Ontology annotation, biological process: regulation of cell cycle. The record is from RefSeq and is a predicted model, not a curated record. The transcript is spliced from 3 exons. NCBI's taxonomy places the organism in Eukaryota, Metazoa, Arthropoda, Insecta, Diptera, Culicidae.
AGGAAGAACCUUCCUUUCUCAGAUCAGUCGUCAUUUUUUCACAGUCCCAGCCAGCACGGAACCAUUCCCCGGAUAUCGUUUUCCACUUUGCGUGUUUACAAUUCGGUCUUGUGCAGAGAAAAGAAUCCAAUUUCGUCGCGUCAGGACAAUUCUAAAGCAGUGCGAUAUUUGAACACGGUCUCUCCAAUUAAAUAUUAUUGUUUUCGUCACCCCGUCCCCGUUGUGUAACGCGAGAAUCUCGCUGGAGCUGAAGCUGAACGUGGGAGUCGUCCAUCGCUUGCUUUGUUCAGUCUGUGCUCCUUAUCAGUGUGCUUUUGCUGGGUAAAGUAAACACCGUCGUCGUCGUCGUCCGGGACAGUGGACAGAACGCAGGAGUACGGAAGUGGCAACUGGAAGCGCGAGAACCACCGACGACGAGGAAAAAAACAGCCUUCAAGAUGAUUCCCAGUAAAAAGAACUGAUACUUGCUUCACGGCAGCCGACGGGAGUGGAAGUGUGUGUUUUGUUUGAGUUUUCGUUAAGUUUUUGGUUUUUGGGUUUUUUUUUGUGGGAGUGCGUUUGGAGUUUCCGAGUGGUUCCAGGUAGAGCAGGAAGCGGCAAGGAGGAACAUCGACAAUCGCAGUUUUUGCCUCGAUUAAUGGCUAGUUCUAUGAACAACAAGACCCGUUUUCGUCGUAGACUGGCAGCGAUCUCUUUUCUGUCCAAUAUUUCACUGGACGGCACCCACAGAGACACCAAACUUGGUCCGCUGCACGGUUCCGGAGCGGGAAUCCACUCGAGCAGUGUCCUCAACAAUAACAACAACAAUGUCGUCAUCGGCGGCGUACGGACGGCCAACUUCGACGACUCGUCGGAGGACAACAUCGACGACACGCCUGGGACAGGUGAACAUCCGGGCAAUUUUGAGCAGUUUGAGUCCAACUUAACUAAGGGUUCGUCCGUGGCAUCGGCCACCGGUGCAGUGAGACGAAUCCGUGCCCGAACUGGCACAUUUGGCAAAGGUUCCACGGCGGUGGUAGACCGGAAUGGCGUCCACCGGAUCGACAGCGAAGGCAACGUCGUGAUCUUCCCGAAGGUCGCCUCGACACCGCUCAAGGACCGUGAGAAUGUCAAUCCAAACGAUCAUCAUUACUUCCCGGCGACAACGACGGCGGACAAACGGGCCCGGGCCAAUUCGACGUCACUCCGAGCGGGUGGCGGCGGUCCCGGAGCCAAGCGUACCUUGCUGAUCAAUGCCGAGGACAAACGGGCCGAGCUAGCGAACAACAGCAGCACCGAAAGUCUCGUCCAGGGCGGAGGUGGUAUUGGACGGCGCAACGUUUUCAUCAACGACCCGUCCUCCGCGAAGGACAUCAAGUUCAUCACCCAGGAGCUCGGUCGCAAUCACAACUUCCGCGAUGACCGUGUGGUCCUCAUGUCCAAGCGCACGCCCUGUUUCCUAUUCUCGGUGCUCCCGAACAGCAAACCGGGCAAGUUGCAGAAACGCUACGAAGGCCGACGCCGCAACCCGUCCGGAACGCGCCCGCUCUCCUCCAUGAACGACUACCCGUUCGACGCGUUCCGUCUGCUAGGAAUCGAACGCAGUGGCGAACCGGGCCAGGAAUCCUCGUACGGCCAUCUCCUCAUCCCAUCGCGUCAAUACCAUCGGGAAAAGAAGCACGAAAAAAGCUCCGGCAACCGUAGCGGAUUCGAAAUAACAACCUUCGCGUCGCUCGAGUCCGGAGCCGCGGCCCGCUACUACAGCUACGACAACAGCCAAACGCGUCAAAACACAACCGCCAGCCCGUCCCAGAACGUAACAAAUCCGGACGCCGCGGCAGUGACGACCUUUGACGAGGGCUACACGAGCGUGUCCGGCAUGCAGUACUCGCCCAACAUCCUGGACGAUCCGGAGCUGAUCGCGGGCAAACAUCGCACCCUGCUGACGUUCACCUCGUACGUGACCUCGGUCAUCGAUUACGUGCGGCCUUCGGACCUGAAGAAGGAACUCAACGACAAGUUCCGAGAAAAGUUUCCCCAAAUCCAGCUGACGCUGAGCAAGCUCAGAAGCAUCAAGCGCGAGAUGAAGCGCAUCAACAAGCUGGACUCGCGCAUCGACUUCCUUACCAUCUCGGUCGCGUACGUGUACUUUGAGAAGCUGAUCCUGCUGAACCUGAUCAACAAGGAGAACCGAAAGCUGUGCGCGGGCGCCUGCAUGCUGCUGAGCGCCAAGCUGAACGACGUCAAGGGCGAGGUGCUGAAGAGUUUGAUCGAGAAAACGGAGAACGUGUUCCGGCUGAGCCGCAAGGAGCUGAUCGCGUCCGAGUUUGCCGUGCUGGUGGCGCUCGAGUUUAGUCUGCACGUGCCGACCAGCGAGAUUCAUCCGCAUUACCAACGGUUGAUGUACGAAUCAUGAGAGGAGGAGAACGGGAAGGACGGUUGGGCUGGUGGCGGACAUCACGCCCGCAACCGGCUGAGCAGCGGCGUCUGCUUCCAGAUCCUUCCCGGGUUCAUUUUGUGAAGUUCUUUUUUUCAUUUAAGUGCACGUGCAAGUGCGCGCGCCAAGUUACUUUAAAAUGCUUUUGUCUUUAUAGACUGCCCGAACUUUUUUUUUUUUUUUUGUGUACCGUAAUAUUUUUGUUCAAUUUUUGUCUGUUUAUUGCUUUUAUUUAGACGUUAUUAAAAUAAAAUCGUAUUAAGAAGGUGUAGUUUUGUGUGUGUAGAUCAGGGAAGUAUUCAAGACUGUGAGUUUUGAGCGAUAAAGGAGGGAAAAUUUUACAAGGCAACAGCCAAUCUACGUAUGUACUUAGUUUCGAGAAAACUAGCGAGUGAGGGAUGGAUGAUGAUGGUGUAAUCAAGCUAUUUAUACUCAGAGAGAAAACUUUGGAUUCGAUCCACGAUUUUGUACGCGCUCAGCGGAUUUACGUUUAUUCAGAAUUACUUUUCAUUUCCGACCGCAGGAUUGUUCCUUUUCUCGUAAUAAUGUCUAUAAAACGUACCUACAAACAGUAUCCAAUAAAGUUUGUAAUAACAGA